AGUGACGUCUCUUUCACCUCAGUACGUCAUUGUCGCGCGCCCGUCACCAUGGUUACUGGACGCUUGCAAACAGCGUUUCUAUCGCCAUUUGCUUGAAUUGAAAAUAGCAGUUUUCAUUAUUCUCACUAAAAAGGUUUAAAAUGAGCACCAUCAGAUCAUCGGGCGGUGAAGCUUUAAGUGUGACUGUGAGAAGAGCAGAGUCAUCAGAUGCUGAGGAGAUCAAUCAUCUGAUCAGUCCGUCCACUAUCGAUGUGUUUGGCAGAGUCAAUGUCAUUCACCUUCUUGAGAGAUCAAAUCUGUCUGUGACAAUGACCACGAGUGAGAAUGCAGUGCUCGCUCACAUGUCUUUCUCUGAUCAGCCCACAGAAGAGCUCGUGGAUCAAUCACGCUGGGAGAUUUCACUUCACAAAACAUUCACUCCCUUGAACACACUGUAUCUGCGCCUGUUUGUGUCUCAGCCUGAUUUCUCCAUAGGGGGCACUAAAGAGAUAAUCAGAACCGUCUUUAAUGCCAUUGUGGAUUUGGAGCACAUCUGCCUCAUGACUUCCUACAUGGGCACACUUGAGGCAUCACUAGAGAAGAUCUUUGAUCCUAUGACGUGUGUCCUGGAGGAAAGUUUAAAAGCAUAUGUUUGUCAUCGAAACAAUCACUGUCCACGACUACAUGUCCGCAGAGCCAGAGUGGAAGAUCAUGAUGACAUCAUGCAGAUAUUUACAGAGGACAUCAGACCCCUGGUGGAAACCCACGGGCCGUACUUCAUAUCUGAACUCAUUGAGUCUCAGGAUCAGGAGCAUCAUGCUGUCGUCUGUGAGAAUGAAGGAUCUGUGGUGGGCUUUUGCAGUAUGAGUGGUCACGUUGACUUAAAACUUCUCAAUCAGUGCUUUGAGCUUGGAGCAUUUGAAGAACUGAGAAAGACAAAUCCAGUGGAGCAAACAGAGGAACCAAAACCACCAGAGGAGAACAAUCUGACUGCAGAGACAUCUGUGGAGGUCAAAGACUCUGAACCAGGUGAAUUAGACACAGAAGAAGAGAUGCGAAGUGAACACAGCAAAACUUCUGACAGAUCUCAGUCAGAGAAUAUUGAGUUAUGUGUCAAAGACUCGCUGAUCUCCUGUGAGGAUUCGGAUUCAGACAGAUCUCCUAAUGCGUUCUGCAUUCAGCUCUUUACUAUGGAAAAAAGGUUUGAAAUGAGAUCAGCAGACCUCCUGCCAUACCUGUUUAAACUCUUCCCAGAUCGGGAAUACUGUGUGAUCUCUGUGCCUAAACUGGUCCCAGAAUUCCCUCUGUUACAGUCUUUCAUUAGAAUCAUUCCUCAUGAGAGCAGCACAUUUCCACAUGAACUCUAUCUGUGUCAUCACUCAACUCUGUUCAGGACAUUAGAGGUGCGUGUCGCUGUGUCCUCUGAUAUCCCAGAAGUCCAGAGAUUAAUUGAAAGUUUUAGCCAGCAGAAAUCCAUCAGUGAUGAUCUGGAUCUGUUUCUGGAAGCCCGUAAAGACCCGGAUGGGACGGCUCUUCAGGCGUUCGUGUGUCAGGUUGAGAGUCAGGUUGUUGGUUUGAUAAUCAUCAGAGAUGAAGAGGAUGUCGAGUUCAUCCGAGCCCACUUUGACAUUGAGAGGUUUAUGUAUUUUAACCAUCAUCAGCGAGAGGAUCACGGGCGUCUGUGUCACUUCAUCCUCAACCCCAUAUAUCAACCUCAUGCCAGACAUUUCUUCAAAGAGGUGCUGCGCUUAUCACACAAGUCCUGCCUUUAUUAUCCCAUCUAUCCAGCCCAAAAGAAGAUCACUUCCCCCAGUCUGACAGCUGUCCUGAAUGUCAUGGUACCCGUCAGCCCGAGACGUCAGAUCAUCUAUCCACUGGAAGAGCUGGGCAUCAAUGCACCGUCCAGACACAUCAUCACUGGAGAACAGGAUGAUUUUGCUCUGUACCACACUAACAGAAAACUCAGCAUGGAGCCGAAGGUCAUCAUCAAUGCCAGGAUUGUUGUUGUUGGAGCAUCUGACACCGGUUUAGCUUUUCUUGAAGCACUGAUUUUCAGUCCUCAUCUCAGAUUCAACAAUCUCACUCUCAUUUCCACUCACGGCCUUCCAGAGCUCUGCACGGCUCCUGACUACAUGAGAUUCCUGACUACGAGUCACUGCUACAACGAUCGGGAUCACAUCCAGCUGUCUUUUCGUUCCUGGAUCAGUGUGGUGAUGGGGAAAAUGAAGGCAAUCGACCGGAAGGCCAAACACGUUGAACUGAUGAGUAAUGAUAGAGUAAAGUACGACUAUCUGAUCCUCACCACUGGCCUUCAGUAUCAGGUGCCCAGUCUGACCAGUAUGGACACCAGUAACCAGACCACCAGUCAAUACACACAGCCUAUCCCGUCCAACCUUUUCACCCUUAACGACCACCACGACUGUGCGAACGUCCAUCGCUGGCUCAUGGACAACUUUAUAAACCAAACAGGUGAUGCUGUGGUUUAUGGAAGCACUAUAGAUGUCUACACAUGUGUGGAGAUGCUCAUUCAUUUGGGGGUCAGUGGCGGGCGUAUUCAUGUAGUCCACCCCCCUGAUAACACCCAAUCUCAUGACGGCGCAGUGGAGCUCGCAGUUAAACGUGCUUUAGAGAAAGAGAAAGUCAACAUCCAUUAUGACUGCCUAUUGGCCCAAAUUAAUGAUGGACAACCUCCAGAUCCAAUAACAUCUGUGUCCUUCAUCACUGAUGGUCCGCCCCUGCGACUGGAGUGUGCAGUGGUCUUUAACUUCUCUAGUAAAACCGUGGACCGUGAUGCCUUCAGAGCCAUCAAUGAUGCCUGUUUAGUGUUUGAUGGUCAUCUGGUCAUUGAUAGCACCUUUCAUACCAAUGACCCUUCCAUAUAUGCUGCUGGACCCUUAACCAAAUACUCCCGCCGUUACCAUGCCGACUGGUGGACCGGCAGCAGCUUCAAUUCCAAGGAAGUGGGCCAGAGUUUAGCAUCUGUUGUUCUUCCUUUAUUUGACCCGACUGUGGAGCGUCCCGUGAGCCCACCGCCCGAUCAGGACCACCUAAUACCAAUCUACAGUCAAGCAAAGACACAAGGUGGACGGUUACCAAAAGGCUACCAUUACCUCCAUAUCACAAAACCGACUGCCAGCAACCUCACAGCUCCAUCAGAUGGACAUGGUGGCGAUGAUAUCAUGACAGGCGACACAGAAACAGGGAACUACUUUCAUCUGCAUCUUAACCAAUAUGAUGUGGUGGAGAGCAUCACCUGUCUCUCCAAAAAUCCACUGCCCGUCUCCAACCUUCAGUGUCUGUACGGCAAACACCAACGACUGCUCAAUCAUCUCCGCUCACGAUACCAACAGGGUUUGAUCCGUGACAUGUACAGCUAUUUCCAAGAGAAUUGGUGCUUGGCUCUUUAUCACGACCGCUUCACUGACUUUGAGCAAGAAGUUCGGCAGAUCAUGAAUUCAGCCAAAACAGAGAGUGAUCAUGGUUUGAUGUCAAUGGAGGAGAUUUUUCAGCAAAUGAUUGAGGAUAAAGCUGAGACGGGCGGUAUGAUGAAUCUCAGUGAGAUGUUUCAGAAGAGUCACUGCUGUUUUACUCUGAAGAAAACCCUUCUGGAUUAUCUGAAGUAUAACAGAUAUCAUCUCACUAUGUACGCCCGACCGGGGCUGCUGUAAUCUAUAACAUCAUAUUGAGGAGUAAUAAACCACGUCUUUAUCUUUCAUUUCCUUAAGUUAUACGUUAACU
This is a messenger RNA of Paramisgurnus dabryanus, 3717 nucleotides long. It is a transcript of the gene cfap61, whose product is annotated as cilia and flagella associated protein 61. The record is from RefSeq and is a predicted model, not a curated record. Gene Ontology annotation, molecular function: oxidoreductase activity. NCBI's taxonomy places the organism in Eukaryota, Metazoa, Chordata, Actinopteri, Cypriniformes, Cobitidae.